AUGGCAACAACCACAUCUCGCGCUCCCGCAUCACCAGACCCUGAAGAACAAGAACUAGACACCGAGAUCGCCUCAAUCCGCGCAGAAAUCCAAAACCUCCAAAAACGCAAGCGCAUCCUCACAUCCAGCCUCCUAACAACCGACCCAAUCCAAAAACUCCUCCGCAAACAACGCCAGCCCCAAGCUCAAACAACCCAAGCAAGCCCAACCGACCCCCUCGAAGCAAUUUCCCCUCUCAUCCACGCCGCCGGCGCACACAAAUCCUCAAACCACCACCGCAUCGCCUUCGGCGCAACAGCCUUCCCAUUCAAAGACCCAUCCCCAACAGCCCCCGCCGGAACCCUCCUCGGCGUGCGCAUAGAUGUAUGCGCCCGCAACGGCCGAUUCGCAAAGCCAUACUACAUCCUCCUGCAACAGGAGCGCAGUCGCGCCAGUUCGGGUGGUUCUACGAAGAUGUUGAAGGUGUAUCGGCACACUGUGCCUGGGUUUAUAUCUAUCGCGAAGCUAGAAGGGGUGUAUCUACCACGACCUCGUUUGUCGCACAGCAAUCAAGACGGGGAUAGGGAUGGUUCAGGUUCAUCUGGCGAGGAUGAUGCUGAUCCUGCAAAACCGUGGAAGAAGAGCGGCAGCUCUACCCGGAAGCAAGACCUGCGAGGGUUUGUGCGCGAGCUUCGGAGGGAGCUUGUGGCGUGGCACAUGCGUGCUGAGGCGGUUGAGUUUCUGCGCGAGAAGUUGGGUCUUAUUAGUGAGGGGGGUGGAUCUUUGCCAUUUGAUGUUUCGCCGGAUCGGGAUACAGGGAUUGUUUCUCUGGCUGCUGUUUCGCUAGAGACGCGGUAUGUGCGGGUUGAGUGGGUUGAUGGACGGGUUGGGCGCUUUAAGUUGUCUAAUACCGGGGUUGUGGAGCGGGCUGUUGUUAUUGGUGAUGACGGCAGAGAUAAGAAGAUCGAGGAUGCAAUGACUGGUGGUGGUGGGAGGGUUGAGACUGUUUUGGAUAGGCUGAGGGUGGAUGUGUUGUCUGGAUCACUGUCACCGUGA
Molecule: messenger RNA, 1035 nt
Organism: Penicillium vulpinum
Lineage: Eukaryota; Fungi; Ascomycota; Eurotiomycetes; Eurotiales; Aspergillaceae
Exons: 2
Coding region: 1-1035 (344 amino acids)
Cellular component (GO): kinetochore; Mis6-Sim4 complex
Source: RefSeq, a predicted model, not a curated record